Coprinopsis cinerea okayama7#130 is the source of this 1329-nucleotide messenger RNA. RefSeq lists its product as hypothetical. The coding region runs from base 1 to 1329 and encodes 442 amino acids. The record is from RefSeq and is a predicted model, not a curated record. Lineage: Eukaryota; Fungi; Basidiomycota; Agaricomycetes; Agaricales; Psathyrellaceae. The transcript is spliced from 4 exons.
AUGACUCAAUCUGGCGAGCAAGACAUGUCGGGAACGCUCUUCAAUUCGUUAUUCAACUUGAUCGGUGCCGGGCUGACCAACCUGGACAAAUCUCUAAACCACCGUUUAGACAGAAUGGAGGAGAGUAUCACCAAGGAAAACAAAACCUUCCAGAAGAAGAUCAUGCACCACUUGUCUGCCCUGGACGAUGUCGAGGAUCGACCUGGAACUGCGCAUGAUCGCAAGCGAGCUACAGUCAGGUCGAAGAAAAAGGACGAGGUUCAAGAGUACCUUGCCCAUCACCCCUUGUAUAGAAACUAUCUGGCGAGUACUUUGGUCGACGAGCGAGUUGCAAAGCUUACAUCCGGAGACCGGAUGGUCAGAUCGAGGCUUGGACAAGCUCUCCUCCAAUUUCGUCCAUUAACCGAUGAGGAGAUGAAGGCUUACGUCGACAAGAAGCAGGGCGCAGUCAAGAACGACGCUGACAACUUUCGCUUGGACUUCUCUCGCCCUCGCAGCCACCUCUUCAACCGGGACGCUUUCAAUGUCGCUGCGACAUCUUUCAUCGCUACUUUCGGCGGAGCUAACGGCAACAAGCAAGGUGCCAUCCCAGGGGAGCUUCUAACGAAAAGGAUUGUCCUCGCUGCCAUCGAAAAGCAUGCGGAAUAUCUCUGGGCAGUCUAUGCAGAAGCCUCAAGUGAAGACGCUGUUGAAAAGGAGUCUUCUAGGCUCUCUCGGAUCGCGAAACAGGAGCGUAGAAAAACGCUGUACCAGUACAGACUUAAGGCUGCGGAAUCGCAAAAGUUCAUGCACCACCUUCCUUUGCUCACAACAAUCGGCCUGGCGGGUAUGAGCGACGACGACAGUGACGGGGAAGGCCAAGAUUACGAUGUUGUUACUUUGCCAUGGCGGUCGGCGCAGCUGACUCGACUGUACAUGGACCUCGACGAUCAUGCCGCGGAAAUCCGGCGCACCAACGUCGGGCGCAAUCGACCCCGGGGAAAUCCCGCUCGAAGACGAAAACGAAGCGACAAACGAAUCGAUCUGUCGGCUCCAGUGCCUCCAAACCUGCCUAUGAAUCUGUACAAUCGGACUUGGUACGACACCUUGCGUCCAUUCCAGGAGAAGGCUCUGGCAGCAGUACAAGGAGAUUAUUGUUUUGAAACCGGAGAAACAACGUUGUGGAAGGAUAAGAACGAAGGGGAUGGGAAAGGGAAAGGAAAAGGAAAAGGAAAAGGAAAGGAGAAGGAGAAGGAGAAGGAGAAGGAGAAGGAGAAGGAGAAGGAGAAGGAGAAGGAGAAGGAGAAGGAGAAGGAGAAGGAUACAGAGAAGGAGGAUCUUAAUGUAUAG